AUGAAGUACGAUACUACUAAUCCCUUGGCAGUACAGCUUCCUUAUAACUUCACUUCAACGGCUGACUUCCCCACUGAAGUUAUGGCUGGAAGAUUUGCUGCUUGGAGAUCUAUUAUUAAAGAUUUGAUCAACUACUUCAGAGAGUAUUCCAGCAUCCAAGAAGAAAUAGUCAGACAACAAUCCAGAUUACAACAAGCCGUUGGAAAUAGUAGCAGUAGCACCAAUUCAAACUCGGAAGAAGCAGAUAGCAUCAAACGAUUUUUCUUAGGGCACGGCAAUGGUUCGGUUCUGGAUAUUCCGAAUAUCUUGUUCAAAUAUCAUCAAAAGAAUGUCACCAAUGCUUCCAAGACAUUAAAAGAUAUCAACAGCAUAAUCAUCCCUAAAUUAGAAGAGUUGAGAAAAGAUUUGUUGGUCAAGAUAAAAGAAAUUAAGAAUUUGCAAAAUGAUUUUAAAAACAAUUUGACCAAAGAAUUGAGUGAAACUAAACUGUUGAUUAGUCAGUAUAACCAAGCUAUCGACUUUUCAAACAAAUUGGAGACUGGGUAUAACAAUAGUGCACACCACGUGCUUCAUGAAUCUGAGAAUGGAAAACUCGAUCCAUACUUGGUUAAAAUAAAAUUGGAUAAGCAAUUAAAACGUCAAAUCGCCGAGGAAAACUAUCUUUAUGAUGCUUAUGCCAACUUACAAAAUGCUGGUCGUCAAUUAGAAUCAAUUGUAGUUUUAGAAAUUCAAAACUAUGUUUCAAUGUUUUUAAACUUGGUCAAUGAAGAAAAUUCUACAUUCAGUACUUAUUUGUUGCCAAAUAUGAACAAUGGAUUUUUGGGUAAAGAAUCUAACUUUGAAUGGGAUGCUUUUAUUGAACGUAAUUUACCAAACUCAAAUUUAAGUGUCAGUGCUGUUGGAAAUCAAUCGACUGGCGUUAGAAAUGGAACUUUUAUUGAUUUGGGUAUCCCAAAACGUCAUUUAUCCGAUUUUGUCAUCAAAAAUUUUGAUACCAAUUUAAAUAUUGCCGUAAGAGAAGGUUAUCUCGAAAGAAGAUCAAAAUUUUUGAAGAAUUAUACCAGUGCAUGGUAUGUUUUAACUUGUAAUUAUAUUCACGAGUUCAAAUCCAAUGAUCGCAAAAGAGAUCCAAAUCCAGUUAUGUCAUUGUCAUUAGACUCAUGUACAGUUAGUGAUCAUUCCAAGAAUGAUGGCAAAUCUGAUGGUAUUUAUAAAUUCAUUUUGACUUCAAGACUGAACAAUGCAUUAAUGCACAAGAAUCACAAGUGGGUUUUCCGAACUGAUACUUUUAAGAAUAUGAUUGAAUGGUUCGAUAGUAUUAAGCAGAUGACUUCGUUGCCAACCCCAGCUGCCAGGGCAAGAGCUAUUACUGGUAAACCAAAACCUGUCUCAGCUGAAUCAAUUUCAAGUGGUCAUGCUAUUUCUCGUAUAUCUACAGGUAAUACUGUUCAAUCGCCAAGCAGGUCUUUAAAAACUAUGAGUACUAAUAAUACCACUGCUAGUCAGAAUGCUUAUAAGCAUAGAUCUUUAACUCAAGUGAAUUCCAAUCCAAAUCAUAAAAGACUUUCCUCUACAUUUUCUCAAAGAAACAAUCAGUCUCCAAGAUUAGGUAAUUUGAUUAAUAGUGAUGGUACCAUAAUAACACCCGUGGAAACUGAUGAUAUGGUUAGACGUUCAGCAAGUAUGUAUUCCUCAUAUAACCCAGUACACUACCAAAACGAACAACAACAACAGCAACGAGUGCAAACUCCUCAGGAUCAACAACAACAACAAGAACCGCAGCAGCAACAACAGCCAUACCCACAACAAUACCAAAGAUUAGAGCAACAACAGGAUCCUCAAUCUCCAUCCAUUCAACAACCAACAGCAUUUAGAAUAAUACCUGUUGACCCACUUGGAAAUGGUUCUCAACCACAACAACAAGUUGGCGGUAAUCCACCAUCUGGAUAUCAAUAUUAUAUCCCUUCAAAUGCUCAACAAGGAACACAACAAUUCUACGAUCCUGUUCAACAACAGUAUUUCACACUUACUCCAAGUGUCCCCGUAUCACAAUCUACCACUUUGACUCAACAAACAUCAACACCACAACCCCAAUAUUUCUCUACAUCGCCACAACCACAAGCUAUUCCAGGAUCUCCAAUUCAACCAUUUGGACCUGCAUUUGUUCCACAAUUCACCCAGCAACAAGAUCAAUCUAAUUUGCAUCCAAAUGUUUUACCAUAUCCAACUGUUAGUAGAACUGACCUGUAUCAUAAUGAUGAUACUAUUACUGAAGAUAAUGUUGAUCAACAUGAUGAACAACAACAACAACUGAAUGAUGAAGGUACACAUUUAGCACCAGUGCCAAAUAAUACAAAUCAUAGUGGUCAAAUUCUUUCACAUUAUUCUGGUGAUGAAGUUUCUACAUUAAUGAGUGGUGGUGCUCAAGGAAAUGAAUUACAUCCAAUGGAGAGUAGAAAGAGUAAUGAUGUACAUCAUGCUGGGGAUAUCAACAUUGAAGUUACCCAAGAUUAA
Messenger RNA from Candida tropicalis MYA-3404, 2514 nucleotides. RefSeq names its product phosphatidylinositol 4,5-bisphosphate-binding protein (gene SLM2). Bases 1 to 2514 code for a protein of 837 amino acids. The transcript has a single exon. The record is from RefSeq and is a predicted model, not a curated record. NCBI's taxonomy places the organism in Eukaryota, Fungi, Ascomycota, Pichiomycetes, Serinales, Debaryomycetaceae.